Messenger RNA from Macrosteles quadrilineatus (aster leafhopper), 1349 nucleotides. Its product is annotated as aurora kinase C-like. The record is from RefSeq and is a predicted model, not a curated record. Lineage: Eukaryota; Metazoa; Arthropoda; Insecta; Hemiptera; Cicadellidae. Gene Ontology annotation, molecular function: protein kinase activity; ATP binding. Gene Ontology annotation, biological process: regulation of cytokinesis; protein phosphorylation; mitotic spindle organization. The coding region runs from base 257 to 1201 and encodes 314 amino acids. Gene Ontology annotation, cellular component: spindle pole centrosome; spindle microtubule; spindle midzone. The transcript is spliced from 2 exons.
CUCGAACCCAAACAAAGUCUGCUGCUGCUGCUCAUUAUUCUUUAAAUUAGUUGUCAAAAACUGUUAGUCAAUUUAUUUUUGCUUUGUUGUUUAUUCCAACGGUCGACAUUUUCCAAUAACUGAACAACUUACAACUCUUUAUUAUACUCCGGUACUAAUGAAUUACUUCCACAACUAGUGGAUUUAUGUAUUAAUAGUUUCUGUUUUACAGAUUUAAUCUGAGGGACCUGUUCAAUCACAAGCCAGCUAAGACAAAAUGGAACCUCACAAUGACGGAGGAAAACAUCCUUCAUUAGUGCAGUUAGCCGAUAAUGUCCCUGAUGACUUGAAGGAAGAUGUACAGAAAAUGGUGACUAAAAUGGAAACUCAUAUUCUUAAGAGAAACAAUAAACCGUAUAACUGGACCAUCAAUGACUUUGAAAUUGGAGCACCUAUGGGAAGAGGAAAAUUUGGCAGAGUGUACCUUGCAAGAGAGAAAACCACACAUGCUGUCGUUGCUCUUAAAAUGUUAUUUAAGUCUGAACUCAUCAAAGGCCAAAUGCAGCACCAAGUUAUUCGUGAAAUAGAAAUUCAAAGCCAUUUGAAGCAUCCGAAUGUUUUACAGUUACUUACGUACUUUACAAAUGAUAAACAUAUUUUCCUUGUAUUAGAGUUUGCUGCUGGAGGUGAACUUUAUCGCUACCUUCAAAAACAGCCAAACCAAAAGUUCAGUGAAGCAAAAGCUGCCAAGUUUACUUAUCAGGUCGCAGAUGCAUUGCAUUAUUGUCACCUAAACAAAGUCAUCCACCGAGACAUCAAACCUGAGAAUCUCCUUAUGACUUUGGAUGGUGAUAUAAAACUAGCUGACUUCGGGUGGUCAGUUCAUGCACCCUCCUCUCGCCGCAAAACAAUGUGCGGAACGUUGGACUAUCUUCCCCCAGAAAUGGUGAAAAAUAAAGAGUACGAUGAAAAAGUGGACAACUGGUGCUUGGGUGUUCUAUGCUAUGAGUUUUUGGUCGGGAGCCCCCCCUUUGAAAGUAGUGAUAGUAAAGAAACGUUCAAGAAGAUUGUCGCUGUUGCUGUGAAGUAUCCGCUCACAUUUCCUUCAGGGGCUAAAGACUUGGUAUCAAGAUUGUUGAAGUAUAAGCCUGAUCUAAGAUUGCCUCUCACAGAUGUAAUGAAACACUUUUGGAUCACAAAAUACUAUAAACCGAGUGAUUAAUAAUCCUUGUCAGCUGUAAAACUGUUUUCAUUGGUUAACUCAAUCCUUGUAUUACAACACAACUGUUGUUCUUUUUGUAGAUUUUGUACUAGGUUUUAUUCUAAAGAAUUUCUGUAGUCUCCAUUUUGUAAGGGAUAUAAAAGAGAAU